CCGUUUCAUUGUAAAGUUCCGCUUAGUUUACGUUGAUCGUGAGUGAUAAGCAUCUCCGGUAGUUGAAGACUUUAUUCAUUAAGCUUUUUUAAUACGUAUGGAAUCAAAAUCAAAAAAACAAAAAAUGUCUGCUUUGGAACAGCUUAAAAAAUUUACUGUUGUUGUUGCAGAUACUGGCGAUUUUGAAGCAAUGAAGUUGUAUAAGCCAACUGAUGCCACUACAAAUCCAUCUCUUAUGCUUUCUGCCGCUAAACUAGAACGUUAUCACUAUUUAAUUAAAGAAGCCGUAGAGCAUGCUAAUAAAGUUGCAACUACCACGGACGAGAAAAUAACAGAAGCAGUUGACUUAUUAAGUGUGUUAUUUGGACGUGAAAUUCUCAACAUAGUUCCUGGUAGAGUUUCUACAGAAAUUGAUGCGCGCUUAUCAUUCGAUGUAGAUAAAAGUGUUAAGAAAGCAUUAAAGAUAAUAAAUUUGUAUGAAGAAAGAGGAAUUAAUAAAGAUCGCAUUCUUAUAAAGCUUGCGGCGACGUGGGAAGGAAUACAAGCGGCAAAGAUUUUAGAACAAAAGCAUAACGUUCAUUGUAAUUUAACAUUAAUGUUUUCUAUGGUGCAGGCAGUGGCAUGUGCUGAAGCCGGAGUAACGCUUAUCUCUCCUUUCGUUGGGCGAAUUUUAGAUUGGCAUGUUGCUAAUACGAAAGCUUCAUAUGAUUCUACUAAUGAUCCAGGUGUUAUUUCGGUUUCAAAUAUAUAUAAUUAUUAUAAAAAGUUCAAUUACAAUACUGUUGUAAUGGGUGCUUCAUUCAGAAAUAUUGGUGAAGUAAAAGCUUUGGCUGGUUGUGACUUAUUGACUAUUAGUCCAUCAUUAUUGGAAGAGUUGGAAAAUGAUACUGAAACAAUAACUCAAAAAUUAAAUGAGUCUGAAGCUAAACAAACGAACAUUGAUAAAAUAAAUAUAGAUGAAUCUACUUUUCGCUGGAUGUUAAAUGAAGAUGCUAUGGCAACUGAAAAAUUAUCUGAAGGUAUUCGUAAAUUUGCAGCUGAUAUGGUUAAACUUGAAGUGGUUGUUGAAGAUUUUAUUCAAAUUCUUGGCAAAUAACCUAAAAGUUCAACGAAAUUGAACAUAAGUUUCAAAAUUUAACUAUUGCACAAAACUAACUUUCUGUAUAAUUCAAUUUUAUAUUUUUGAUAUAUUAAAAAGGGGUCGUUUUCUAAAAUAAAAACAUAUUUUUUUUUCAA
Molecule: messenger RNA, 1236 nt
Organism: Teleopsis dalmanni
Lineage: Eukaryota; Metazoa; Arthropoda; Insecta; Diptera; Diopsidae
Product: probable transaldolase
Exons: 3
Coding region: 98-1096 (332 amino acids)
Biological process (GO): pentose-phosphate shunt; pentose-phosphate shunt, non-oxidative branch; carbohydrate metabolic process
Cellular component (GO): cytoplasm; intracellular anatomical structure
Molecular function (GO): transaldolase activity
Source: RefSeq, a predicted model, not a curated record